AUGAACUGGUCUGCCUUGGAGGCCCUCCUCAGUGGGGUCAACAAGUACUCCACCGUGUUUGGCCGCAUCUGGCUCUCCAUGGUCUUCGUCUUCCGGGUGAUGGUGUUCGUGGUGGCGGCCCAGCGAGUGUGGGGCGACGAGAGCAAGGACUUUGUUUGCAACACGGCACAGCCGGGCUGCACCAAUGUGUGCUACGACCACAUCUUCCCCAUCUCCCACAUCCGCCUGUGGGCCCUGCAGCUCAUCUUCGUCACCUGCCCGUCACUGAUGGUUGUCGGGCACGUCAAGUAUCGCGAGAAGAAGGACUUGCAGUAUACCUCCUCGCACAAGGGCGCACAUAUGUACGUCAACCCUGGGAAGAAACGUGGGGGACUGUGGUGGACGUACUUGGUGAGUCUGAUUUUCAAGGCAGGCUUUGAUGCUGGCUUCCUCUACAUCCUGUACUACGUCUACGAAGGCUACGACAUGCCCCGCCUAUCCAAGUGCUCCCUGGAGCCAUGCCCCAACACGGUGGACUGCUACAUAUCACGUCCCACUGAGAAGAAGAUUUUCACAAUCUUCAUGGUCGUCUCCUCUGCUUUCUGCAUCUUAAUGUGCAUCUGUGAGAUGAUUUACCUCAUCUGCAAACGUAUCCAGAAACUGGUGCUGAAGAAGAAUGAGGCCGAGAGGAAGAUGUUCGCCGAGAAUCACGAGAUGACGCCGCUGGCAGCGCCCAGGUCAGAGUUCAGGUCAAAUAAUUCAAUCAGAGUGGAUCCUACUGCCUCUAUCAACAACCUCAGUAACAUGAAGUUAGAAGAGCCGUCUAAGAAAGGGCCGUCUAAGAAAAAAUGA
This is a messenger RNA of Cottoperca gobio, 831 nucleotides long. RefSeq names its product gap junction protein beta 9b (gene gjb9b). The coding region runs from base 1 to 831 and encodes 276 amino acids. Gene Ontology annotation, molecular function: gap junction channel activity. The record is from RefSeq and is a predicted model, not a curated record. Gene Ontology annotation, cellular component: connexin complex. The transcript has 2 exons. Gene Ontology annotation, biological process: cell-cell signaling. NCBI's taxonomy places the organism in Eukaryota, Metazoa, Chordata, Actinopteri, Perciformes, Bovichtidae.